Syngnathus typhle (broad-nosed pipefish) is the source of this 955-nucleotide messenger RNA. RefSeq names its product OCIA domain-containing protein 1-like. The record is from RefSeq and is a predicted model, not a curated record. NCBI's taxonomy places the organism in Eukaryota, Metazoa, Chordata, Actinopteri, Syngnathiformes, Syngnathidae. The transcript is spliced from 8 exons. Gene Ontology annotation, cellular component: endosome. Bases 143 to 868 code for a protein of 241 amino acids.
AUUUUCAUUUCCGGGUUACGUCACAGUCCGCGGUGACAUUGUACCGAGUAGUACAUACGACGGUUGUCUUUGAGUUCUCUUAAAAACAUUUCUUACUAUUUCACAUGCGUUGAAGGCUACGAGGUGUUGUUAUUUUGUCAAUAUGUCAUCCACUACUGCGGGUUUUAAUGAGGAGCGGCGGCAUCAAGGAGCACAGACGCGUCUAGGCACAGACUACAUCCCCACCGAAGAGGAGAAGAGAGUGUUCAGGGAGUGCAACAAUGAAAGUUUUUGGUAUAGGUCGGUACCAUUCUCUGUGGUGAGCAUGGCCAUCACUCAAGCCCUGGUUGCCAGAGGGUCUCUCUCUGCAUCUCCAAGGUUUGGAUCGCUUCCAAAAGUGGCCUUUGCUGGCUUCUGUGGCUACUUGGCAGGUAAGAUGUCGUACAUGAAGACGUGUCAGGAGAAGUUCAAGAGGUUGGACAGCUCUCCUCUGGGGGAGGCCCUGAGACAGAGAACGGGACUGCCUCCACAGAUCCAAGGUGCUCAGUCCGAGAUGAAUGAUCCCAACGGUCAGAGCUUUGACACCAAUUUCCACCCAGCAGAGACGCAAUCUUCCACCGCCGAACAUGAAUAUGGAUUUAGUCCAGAAUCGCCUGUUCUCAUGCGAAGAGCAGACGACUUUAAUCUUUCAGCUGCAGCUGAGGAAAACAACGGACCCAAGAGCAAGUCCAUCCUCUAUGAGAACUUGCGGCUAAAAAAUCGAGAGAACUACGAGGUCACACUCACCCAGAAGGCUGACUCGCAGCUCAAAACUCCCCCUGUAAAGGAGCCACAAAGACCAACAGAAAGCGCAAAGAAAAACAUCUAUGGAGACACCUGGGACGAAUGAGUAGUUUUGUGUAAAAAUGUACUUCAAUGAUCAUGUGACACAAAAUGACAUCUUUGCUAAAGUAUCAAAUAAACCAAAGUGCUUGAA